AUGUUAGCUUCAGGUACGACUGAUGAGGAUGUGUUUGGCCGACAGAUACAGGGCAAUUCGAAGCAUGGGCCUAGAGGCGGAGGUGUAUGUGUGGAUAAUGAGGGGCUUGCGCGCAAGUGGCGAAAGUCGGUGGAAGACGGCCUGAUGCGUGAAAUAUUGAAUGUGUUACCAGAUCUCAAUGUCUGGCGUCACCGGUUAAAUGUAUACAGUAAGAAGGAUUGA
Messenger RNA from Protopolystoma xenopodis, 222 nucleotides. The record is from the annotation of a GenBank genome assembly. Lineage: Eukaryota; Metazoa; Platyhelminthes; Monogenea; Polystomatidea; Polystomatidae.